AUGCAGCUGGUCGAGGUGCCGGGAAGCCGCUCGUUGAAAGAACGAGCCGGCAUCACCGUCAAGUUCUACGGGGUGGCUGCUCCCGUGAAGCGAAUUUGCACGAGCUGGGAAGAGUGCAAGCCGCAUGUACACGGCGUCAAGGGGGCGAUGUACCGCAGCUUCGCCACGCGCGAGGAGGCUGAAGCGUAUGUCAACAAUCCGCCGGCUCGGACAGUGAAGCAGCCCAAGCAGUCCCAGAAAAAGUCUGCGAAGACUUCUGAUGGCUCCGAAGACAAGGGUGAGACUGUGGAGACUUCCAAGAAGAGCCGAAAAGUGAAGAAGCCCAGCAAGGACCCAGCUGAGAAGCCUGAAAAUGCAAUGGAAGAAGACACAAAGGUGGAAGCGAAGAUCGCAAAGGGAAAGGUGAGAAAGGGAACAAAGAAGAACCAGCCCGACAAUGACGAGCCAGCUGAGCCAGCCCGCAAGCGUCAGCGGAAGGAGAAGGCUAGGGAUACAGGAGGGCUGUUUUCUGUUUCAGUGGUCAUCUUCGCAAGCUCUGCUUGCCUGUACAGGAUUGAAAUCGCAACACCAGCAUGGUCGAUGCAGGAGAAGCCGCCCAAGGCAGCAGACAAGCCUUCGUCGCUUCCGGAAGUGAGUCCAGAGGCUGUGCCCAAACUCUACAGGGACAGGGACUUCGGAUCUCUUCCUCCAAAGCAUUCCAACGCUAGGUACUUAAACUGGCGGAAGAAGUUGGAUUGUCGACAGCGCUUCGCAAUCUUCGCCUACGCUGCUCUCAACGUGGAUGCGCAGAUCCUCUUGCAACUUGUCUGCCGAGCCUCACUGCUGCAGUGCUAUUGCAUGCAAAGGCCACAUUUUGUAACUAGGCAUUCGGUGAGCUUUGAGAUAUGCUGUAAUUAUGUAGGAAGUCAAGCAGACAAUGCAGCACACCGUGGCAACGGAAGAUUUGCAUGCGCCAAGAUUGGGGCAGGACCACUCUGCGUGAGUGCGAUGGGCUCGUCAACAAGGCCAAGUGCCGCAUUCUGGAGACGGGUGGCCUCGCACCCAGCGAAGGAAAGCACGCAUCCACAAUAUCCACUCCUCUUCAAGCCCUCUCUCUGUUCAGCUUAA
This is a messenger RNA of Symbiodinium sp. CCMP2456, 1107 nucleotides long. The record is from the annotation of a GenBank genome assembly. NCBI's taxonomy places the organism in Eukaryota, Dinophyceae, Suessiales, Symbiodiniaceae.